AAGUAUCAUCGUUAGAAACGAAAAAAGUUUAAAUUAUUCCAUGAAAAUACCAUACAGUAUUUUACGAGCUAUCGGUGUUUGGCCAAUUUUAAAUGACGCAUCGUUCAUUGAAAAAUUCAUUAGUUUCAUAAUGAAGUGCAUUUGUUAUUUUUUCUUUGCAUUCAUAUUGAUACCAGGAUUUUUGCGUAUAUUUUUAAUUGAAAAAAGUACGAAACAAAAAUUGAAAAUAUUCGGACCACUUUACUGGGAAAAUAUUAUUCUUCCUGAGGAUCACGAAUUUAUGAUGUCUCAGGCUAGAAUAGGAAGAAUACUUGCAACAAUGUCGAUUUCUUUUAUAUACGGUGCUGGAAUAUUUUAUCGUACUUUCUUACCACUUUCCAAAGGUUCUGUAGUUGUUGGUAAUAUUACUAUAAGACCCCUUGCUUGUCCAAGUUACUUUGUAAUAUUCGAUGAGCAAAUAACACCAGCAUACGAACUCGUAUUUAUCGGUCAAUUUCUUGGUGGUUUUACCGUUUAUACCGUUGGUAGUGGAGUUUGUGGAUUGGCUGCUUUUUUGAUUAUGCACGUUUGUGGUCAAUUACGUAUACUGAUGAGAAAAAUGAAUGACAUCGUUGAUGGACAUUAUUCUGAUGAAAUUAAUCCCAAAAAACGUAUCGACGAAGUCAUCCGACAUCAAAUCAGAGCAAGAAAUUUUGUUAAAGAUGUAGAAGAAAUUUUGCAGUAUCCUUGUUUAGCAGAAAUUAUGGGCUGCACUAGUCUCGUUUGUCUAGUUUUAUAUUAUUUAGUAAUGGAAUGGGAAAAUAGCGAUGCAACCGGUCUCGUAACUUUUAUUUUACUUCUCGUAUCUUUCACCUUCAACAUGUUCAUAUUUUGUUACAUCGGAGAACUUCUAUCGGAACAGGGUUCAAAAGUAAGCGUAACGUCUUGUACCUUAAAUUGGAAUUGUUUAUCGGUAAAGGAUACAAAAUGUUUGAUACCAGUCAUACUUAUGUCAAACUAUCCAUUAAAAAUCGUAGCUGGUAAAUUGAUGGACAUGUCAUUGAGUAAUUUUAACAACAUAAUUAAAACUGCCGUUGGUUAUUUCAACAUUUUACGAAGUAGCGUCUAA
Molecule: messenger RNA, 1108 nt
Organism: Polistes dominula (European paper wasp)
Lineage: Eukaryota; Metazoa; Arthropoda; Insecta; Hymenoptera; Vespidae
Product: odorant receptor 4
Biological process (GO): sensory perception of smell; detection of chemical stimulus involved in sensory perception of smell
Cellular component (GO): plasma membrane
Molecular function (GO): olfactory receptor activity; odorant binding
Source: RefSeq, a predicted model, not a curated record